AUGGAGACCUGCCUGAAAGUCCUGCUGCUCGUCGGGGUGGUUACAGCAGCCCCCGCGCCAUCAUCAGUCCCUCUGCCAACCCACGAGGAUGCGAUUUUAGCUGCAGUUCAGGUGUACAACCAAGAGCCAGGCACAACACUGGCCUAUCGGCUCCUGGAAGCUGAGCCGCAGUCAGACUGGGACGGGUCUUCGAAAACUAUCCAACCGGUGAAAUUCACUGUUCAAGAGACAGUGUGCCUGGUAUCAGGGAAACGCGACAUCAACCAGUGUGAAUUCAAAGAAGACGGGCUGGUCAAAGACUGCUCUGGAUUCUUCUCCACUGUACAGGACCCCCCUUCCGUCAUUAUCAAAUGCGAGGAGGCGUCUGAGGAGGAAGACCGUGAUAGUCUCACACUGAAUGCCACAGGGCACAGGAUGGAGACCUGCCUGAAAGUCCUGUUGCUCGUCGGGGUGGUCACAGCAGCCCCCACGCCAUCAUCGUCCCCUCUGCCAACCCACGAGGAUGCGAUUUUAGCUGCAGUUCAGGUGUACAACCAAGAGCCAGGCACAACACUGGCCUAUCGGCUCCUGGAAGCUGAGCCGCAGCCAGACUGGGAUGUGUCUUCUAAAACUAUCCAGCCGGUGACAUUCACUGUGAAAGAGACAGUAUGCCUGGUAUCAGAGAAACGCGACCCCAACCAAUGUGAAUUCAAAGAAGAUGGGCUGGUCAAAGACUGCUCUGGAUUCUUCUCCACUGAACAGGACCCCCCUUCCAUCAUUAUCAAAUGCGAGGAGGCGUCUGAGGAGCCUAAUGUCGUCACACGGGGCCGCUGGAGAAAUGUUGGUAGGUUUAUUCGUCGAAAUGCUUGGGACCUUAUUCACGUCGGUCUUGCCCUUACUAGCUAA
Molecule: messenger RNA, 885 nt
Organism: Emys orbicularis (European pond turtle)
Lineage: Eukaryota; Metazoa; Chordata; Testudines; Emydidae
Exons: 8
Coding region: 1-885 (294 amino acids)
Biological process (GO): innate immune response; defense response to Gram-positive bacterium; defense response to Gram-negative bacterium
Cellular component (GO): extracellular region
Molecular function (GO): lipopolysaccharide binding
Source: RefSeq, a predicted model, not a curated record